Molecule: messenger RNA, 1728 nt
Organism: Diplodia corticola
Lineage: Eukaryota; Fungi; Ascomycota; Dothideomycetes; Botryosphaeriales; Botryosphaeriaceae
Product: vacuolar carboxypeptidase cps1
Exons: 3
Coding region: 1-1728 (575 amino acids)
Cellular component (GO): fungal-type vacuole lumen
Molecular function (GO): metallocarboxypeptidase activity
Source: RefSeq, a predicted model, not a curated record
AUGGAAAAGAUGGAGAAAGUCCCUGUGCCGGUGCGUACCGGUAACAAGCCCAGCAAGAAGCGGAACGUAGCCCUAGCUGCUUCCUUGCUUACUGGAGCUCUUUUGUUCAACCUUCCUUCUCUCGCUCGCGUUCCUCGGACCAUAAGUGGGGGAGCCAGUCCCCACGUCGAUACAAUCAAUCACGACUCCUGGUGCUCGAUCCCCGAGCCAGUCGCGCCGGUUGACGAUGGACUGGAGCACCCCUUCAAGUUUCUUGAGGAAGACUAUAUCCUGAAACAAGUGGAGCGCAUGGCUGCGGCUAUCAAGAUUCCCACUGAGAGCUUCGAUGACAACGGCGACGUCGAUGUGGACCCUCGCUGGGCUCCAUUCGAUGACCUUCACGUGACACUGAAGGAAAUGUUCCCCUUGGUGCAUGAGAAAAUGAACUUGACCAAAGUCAACACAUAUGGUCUCAUAUACACGCUUCCGGGUACGUCAAAAGAGUUGAAGCCGCUUCUCCUUGCUGCACACCAAGACGUCGUCCCUGCUACCUCUGUCGAGAAAUGGACACAUCCCCCGUUUGAGGGGCACUAUGACGGCGAAUACCUCUGGGGUCGUGGUGCCGUCGACUGCAAAAACAACCUCAUCGGCCUCUACUCAGUCAUGGAGGAUCUGUUGGCGCAGAACUUCAAGCCGAAACGGACCAUCAUUUUCGCCUUCGGGUUUGAUGAGGAAACGGGCGGGAAGCGUGGCGCGAAGACGCUCGGUGUGGAGCUUGAAAAGCAGUGGGGGCAAGACAACAUCGCCAUGAUCGUCGACGAGGGCGGCAUGGGCCUGGACGUCCUCGGAGACUAUGUCUACGCCAAGCCAGGUGUCACCGAGAAGGGCUACAUUGACAUUAUUCUUACCAUCGAUGUCGAUGGCGGACACAGCUCGCGCCCGCCGCCGCAUACUGGCAUUGGCAUCAUGGCAGAGCUUCUCAUCGAGCUGGAAGCCCAUCCUUACACCCCUCGGCUUGCGCGUGACAAUUCUUUCCGCAACCUACUUGAAUGCCAGGCCAAAUAUUCUCCCGACCAGGUCGAGCCAUGGCUGGCGGAAUCCCUCGCCAAGAACGAGGACGAAGAAGUACUGGGAGCACGUCUUGCCGAGAGUCGGGAAGAGGAACGCUUCAUCUUCCAGACAUCGCAGGCGGCCGACGUCAUUUGGGGCGGCAAGAAGGUCAACGCUCUGCCCGAGAGCGUGCACGCCGAAGUCAACUACCGUGUCUCCGCACACGACGCUCCGCUCGAGAACAUCAAAAACAAGGCCGUUGGUCUUCUGCGGCCAAUUGCGCAGAAACAUGGUCUUGCUCUCAACAUUUUCGGCACUGUCGAAGAGCCGGCCACCCAAUCUAUCGGAAAACUGACGUUCGAUUUGGACCAGCCUCUUGAGCCGGCGCCCAUCACUUCGACGAGCUUGGACAACCCAGUCUGGAAGCUGUUUAGCGGGACUAUUCGACAAACGUUUGAGAACAUUCCGUCCCUUGGAGGAAGAACUGUGGUACCGGUUGGUGACAUGAUGAUGGGCAACACUGACACACAACAUUACUGGAACCUCACGAAGAACAUUUACCGCUACGGUCCUGGCCGCGAGGGUACUAGAAUCAAUCCUCAUACUGUCGAUGAGCGUGUCGAAAUGCUCUCGCAUGUCGAGGCCAUGGUCUUCUACUAUGAUCUUAUCCGCAACUUUGAUCAAUCCAGCGACUUUUGA